AUGGACUUUGCCGGCAGUGGUGUGGUGCACCUGACUGGCGGCGUGAGCGCAUUGGCAGGCACCAUAGUGCUCGGCCCACGCAAGGGCCGCUUCGUGAAUCCGGAGGAGUUCGAGUGCCACAACUUGCCCCUCGUCGUCUUGGGUACCUUUGCGCUGUGGUUCGGCUGGUACGGCUUCAACCCGGGCUCCACGCUCGGAAUGCACGACGGAGCUACGGGUGCUAUGGCCGCGCAAGUGGCCAUGAACACAACCCUGUCCGCGGCCACCGGCGGCAUCACUGUGUUCAUUCUGCGCUAUUUCAUCAUGAAGAAGUACGACGUGGGUGGCCUGUGCAACGGUAUCCUGGCAGGUUUGGUGUCCAUCACUGCCGGAUGCGGCAACGUGGAGUGCGGCAGCGCCUUUGCCAUCGGCCUGAUUGGUGCCUUGGUGUACCAAGCCUCGUCCAUGCUGCUGCAGAAGCUGAAGAUCGACGACCCUGUCGAUGCCAGUCCGGUGCACGGCUUCUGCGGCAUCUGGGGCGUGCUGGCAGCCGGACUCUUCGACUGGGGUAAGGGUGUUGACCACUACCACGGCUGGUCAGGCUUUGGCUGCAUGCCAGUGAGCGCAUCGGACUCUACUUGCCAGACAGGCAUUGGCGGCACUGCGAUCGGUGCGCAGUGCAUCCUGAUCAUCAUGGUCAUCCUUUGGGCCGGAACGCUCUCAGGGAUUGCCUUCUUCGCUCUGAAGAUGACAGGGCUCUUGCGUAUCGACGAGUACACGGAAGAGGUCGGCAUGGACGUCAAGCAGCACUCUCCCCCGAAGGCUUAUGCCAUUGGGGCUUCUGCUGCUUCUGCUGCUGGGCCAUCUGUGUGA
Messenger RNA from Symbiodinium natans, 852 nucleotides. Lineage: Eukaryota; Dinophyceae; Suessiales; Symbiodiniaceae. The record is from the annotation of a GenBank genome assembly.